Molecule: messenger RNA, 1439 nt
Organism: Lacerta agilis (Sand lizard)
Lineage: Eukaryota; Metazoa; Chordata; Lepidosauria; Squamata; Lacertidae
Gene: CCDC85B
Product: coiled-coil domain containing 85B
Exons: 1
Coding region: 337-1011 (224 amino acids)
Biological process (GO): negative regulation of DNA-templated transcription
Cellular component (GO): nucleus
Source: RefSeq, a predicted model, not a curated record
CUCCGCCCCCGUUCGGCGCAGGCGCCCCUCUCGCAACUAUGCACCUGCUCCCCUACCGUUUAACCCGUGCAUUUGCAACGCCGAGCGCGUCGGCUUUUGGCGUCGCUCAUUUGGCGGGCCUCCCGUCCGUGCGUCCCGUUAUCCCGGGGAAGCAGCAGCAGCAGGAGGAGGAGGAGGAAGGAGAGAGGGGAAUCUCCGCCGCCGGGCAGGAUGUCCUGCUGCUGCUGCUGUUGCUGAGCAGGGCGAGGAGGGGAAUCGUGCAAGAUGUCGCUGCUGCUGCGCCUUGGCUGGAGGUGAGCGCGCCGCGGAGGAGCGAGUCCUCUGUGCGCCCCGGCGAUGUUCCCCGCCGCCCGCGAGGCCGCGCCGCCGGCCCCCCAGAGCCCGGAGACGCCGCCGACGCCGCCGACGACGCCGGGGGUCUGCUGCCCUGCCUUGGCCGAACUGAGCGACGCCGAGCUGGGCGUGUGCAGCAAGGAGGAGCUGGUGCGCCGCUUGCGCCACGAGGAGGCCGAGAAGCUGGCGGCGCUGGUGCAGCGCGGCCGGCUGAUCCAGGGCGUCAACCGGCAGCUGCAGGAGCACCUCCGCGAGAUCCGCGAGCUGAAGGCCGUCAACGGGCGCCUGCAAACCGAGAACCGCGAGCUGCGCGACCUGUGCUGCUUCCUCGACGAGGACCGCUUGAAGGCCAAGCGCCUGGCGCGCCACUGGCAGCUCUUCGGGCACCACGCGGCGCAGGUGCUGCGCGACGAGGUGGCCGCCUGCCUGCGCAAGCUGGCCGGCCUCGAGGGCCUCCAGGAGCGCCUGGCCAAGGACAACCUGGAGCUCAAGGAGCUCUGCCUGGCCCUGGAGGAGGAGUGCGCCUCCGCCCGGCCCGACGCCAGCCCCAGCCCCGGCGGAGGCUCCUCCGAGCUCAACCUGCCCUGCGGGCCCCGCGACUUAGGCGACGGCAGCUCCAGCACCGGCAGCGUCGGCAGCCCCGACCAGCUGCACCCCGCCUGUACCCCCGACGACUGAACCCGCCGCCCAGCCCUGCCCUCGGAUUGGGGGGGGGGGGGGGGCGCGCCGCCCGGCCCGUCAACUCGUUCAUCCAGGACAGGGCGCACGGCCUUCCUCGCCUUCUCCUCUUCCCCCUCCCCAGCCCCUGUCGCUGAAGAUUUCAAGCCUCGGGGAAACUAGAACCCACCCGUCCCCCCACAUCCCAAAGCAAGGCAACGGUGGAUGCAUUUAAUUUAUUGCCACCGUUUUCCCCCCCGUUUUCUUAAAAAGUGGUUUCUGUGUGGUCCAUGCUGCAUUGGUGAACGCAGCAAGCUUUGACAUCACACAGAGCUCUUGUUUUUUUCAAAAAAAAAAAAAUAUAAAGCCAUAACUCUCGCCAGUGUACAGAGCUUUUGGAUUGAUUACAAGGAGGUGUUUUGUUUUUUUAAAUAAAGCCAUAAAAUAUC